Nelumbo nucifera (sacred lotus) is the source of this 892-nucleotide messenger RNA. RefSeq names its product PEBP (phosphatidylethanolamine-binding protein) family protein. Lineage: Eukaryota; Viridiplantae; Streptophyta; Magnoliopsida; Proteales; Nelumbonaceae. The record is from RefSeq and is a predicted model, not a curated record.
GGAGGAUUCAUCAACUCUUCCGGUAGCAUCUCGAGUCCUCGAUCUGUGGUUUCUUGUAGUGAAAAAUAAAGAAGGAUUUGUUGUAAUGGCGAGUGACGAGUUUAGGUUGGUGUCAUCGGCGAUAGAUCACGAAGGAAGGUUACCGCGAAAGUACACGGGAGAGGGACAAGGAGCUCUGAAGAACAUUUCUCCACCGAUGGAAUGGUACAACGUGCCUGAGGAUACCAAGUCUCUGGCGCUUGUGGUGCAGGAUAUGGACGGUCCGGCGGAGCCGAGUGGGCCAAGCGUUCCAACGACUCACUGGGUCGUGGUUAACAUACCGCCAACGUUGAAGGGGCUCCCUGAAGGAUUUUCUGGAAAGGAAGAGGAUACGGGAGGCGAAUUUGCUGGGAUUAAAGAAGGGAACAACGACUGGAAGGUCCGUGGGUGGCGCUUGCCCAAGCUUCCAUCGCAUGGGCACAAAUUCGAGUUCAAACUCUACGCCUUGGACGAGUUAUUGCACCUGGGUAACAAGGUUACAAAAGAUAAGGUGGAGGAAGCCAUUGAAGGACAUGUGAUCGGGGAGGCGGUGUUGAUAGCCGUGUUCUGAAGUUCUGAUGAUGGAGUGAGUCCUUUGCUCGACAAAGGAGUAGUUUUCGUCACCAAGUCACCAGAGCUGCUGCAGUUGAAUACGCUAUACCCCAUUGUUGGUUUUACUGUUCAUUUGCAAUUAAUGCUUUUGUUGAGUACGUAAAUCUCUACCAAGUAGGCAUCCCUUCUCCCAAUGUUUUAAUUGGGGGACUCGGUAUAUUUUAAAGUGAUGUUUUUUUUUUUUGUUUGAGUCUAUUUAUAUAUAUAAUGCCCCUUUGUAUAAUUAAUUAAUUAAUGGAUGCCACGUUGCAUUUUUUUGUGC